Messenger RNA from Yarrowia lipolytica CLIB122, 1017 nucleotides. RefSeq lists its product as uncharacterized. NCBI's taxonomy places the organism in Eukaryota, Fungi, Ascomycota, Dipodascomycetes, Dipodascales. The record is from RefSeq and is a predicted model, not a curated record.
AUGGCCCAGGCUGCCAGUGCCUCUAUCAGGGGCUCUGAGAAACCCCGAGUCUCGCCCAUCAAUCCGAAAAAAGUGCCGCCACGAUCGUCGUCCAUCACAGAACGAUCUUCCUCGCUCCCGAGAGUGUCCAGAGACGCUGUGGAGAUGCGCAAAAAGCUGGCUGAGACGGAGGAGAAGCUCCGGAAGUCGGACGCUCGUGUUACAAAGCUCCUGGCCCAGCAGAAGACACAGCUCAAGUCGCUUCCUCGAACUGUUGUCGCUGAUGGAGAUAAGGACUCCAUGAUUGCCAGCUUGCAAGAGAAGGUGGCUGAUCUGGAACUUGAGCUCGAGAACGCCGAAUAUUGUGAGUCCACCAACCACGCAGAGACCUUCAUGCCCAUGAUCAAUGAUCUGCAGAUGCAGCUAACGGCAGCUCGAAAGGAGAACGAACGGGUCAGAGAGCAGCUUGAAACUGCACGUGCUGACUCGCGACAGGCGUCCUCGCAGACUAACAAUGAUGACGAUGAGGAAGACUAUAAGGUGCCCGACUUGGCACAGUCGGAGGCCAUUCGGUACUCCAACCAUGUCAAUGAAGAGGAGCUCACGGCACGCAACUUUGAGCUGGAGGCCCAAGUAAACGCUCUGGAGCAGCAGGUGGAGAGUCUGACCUCAAAGUUGGAGUUGCAGAGCCUGGAGCACGAGACAGCUAUCGCCAAACAGACAAUCUUACACAAGGAGGAACUGGAGAAAACCGAGCUGGCUCUGCAUGCCCGGGAGUCGGAAAUGUCCAAGCUCAAUCUGGAGCUGGAGUCGGUGCAGUCUCGCAUGUCGCAGUUGGACAAGGAUCUGAGGCGGCAGCAAACCCAGUCUUUGGAUCUCAAAAUGACUCUGGAGACAAAGGCUAUGGAGAACGAUGAGUUGAGACGGUCACUGAUUCGGGUGGCUGAAGAUACUCCGGAGCUGGACAAGGCUGUCAACCGACGGUCUAUUGUCAUGGCCAGCCCAGCCAUGGAAGGAAGCAAGUGGCAGGUUGAGUGA